Oppia nitens is the source of this 10995-nucleotide messenger RNA. RefSeq names its product zinc finger homeobox protein 4-like (gene zfh2). The record is from RefSeq and is a predicted model, not a curated record. Gene Ontology annotation, biological process: regulation of transcription by RNA polymerase II. The transcript is spliced from 5 exons. Gene Ontology annotation, molecular function: zinc ion binding; RNA polymerase II cis-regulatory region sequence-specific DNA binding; DNA-binding transcription factor activity, RNA polymerase II-specific. Lineage: Eukaryota; Metazoa; Arthropoda; Arachnida; Sarcoptiformes; Oppiidae. Gene Ontology annotation, cellular component: nucleus. The coding region runs from base 420 to 10742 and encodes 3440 amino acids.
CAUAGCACGUGGUUUGAAAUGCUUGAGAUGAGAGAUGUGAGAGAUGUAUGCCAUCAAUAGUAAAGUCUCUCUCUCUCUCUCUCUCUCUCUCUCUCUCUCUCUCUCUCUCUCUUCUCUCAUAUGUUUAUAAUGUGUGUUAUUGAGUGAGUGUCUCAUCAGAAGUGGUACCCAAUAGUCAACACGUUUUACUUCUUUUUAUGGCUGCACUCAACUAUCAACAGUGUCUACAAUACAAGUACUGCAACUAAACAUAAGCAACAAAAGAAAGCUAAUGACAACCAAAGAUGCAAAGCCAGUGAUCACUACAGCUGUCAUGUGUGUCAAGUCUGUCAUGUCGUUUGGCUGCACACGUAUCCUACGGUGACUACCAUUUAUUAAAGUCAACAAAUCUCUGCAAAAUAUACAUUAUUACUAAAACAAUGGAGUCGACGGCAACCACUACUAUGGCAGCCAAUGAUACAUCAAUGGUGAACACUAUUAGCACAAAUAGCAACAUUACAUCGCCAUUCCUCGACACGGGACAGGUCUGUCGUGGCCCACAACUGUCACCAGUCAAGGGACAGGCGAUUAAUUUUAUAAAUAAGUCACCGAAAAAAGAGACGACAUUAAUGUCGACUAAAGGAGAUAAUAAAAAUGUCAUAUCGAAAAUUAGUGCAGACAAUGAAAGUGUUAGUUCCUUAAGUGAUGUCGAAAAUUUCAUGGGAAAGAUAGUCUACAAUCCCGACGGGUCGGCCUAUAUUAUUGAAGGACCCGACUCGGAUGCCAGUGAUGUAGAAGCAGAGAUCAGCCAAGAGGGCAGUAUAAUAGAUGCCGCGGGUAUGACACCACCGUAUGGCCAAAACAAUGUUGUCUUUCCGCAAAUUGUGUCAGCCUUUCAUAUAUCCCGAAGUUCGGCGGCCGCUCUAUACAGUGCUCUGUACGGUCAGGCCUAUCAAAGCCUACUACAAGAGAAUAAAGUUCCUGAAGUUCCAAUUAUGCACUCAUACCGGGUCUUCACACUUAAGGACGGCUAUAAUCCUAAGUGUGUGGACAGUGUGUCUGACCAAACGGAUGUCACUAAACUUAGUGGAACCGACUUUUCAAAUAAAGACAAUAAUAACACAAUCCGUGUGAACCAUUCGGAGAGUUCAGCGGCCAAUAGUGCGAGCAAUUGUCAGACAGUGCCCGUCAAACCUAUUUUAAUGUGCUUUAUAUGUAAAUUGUCUUUCGGUUACUCCAAAUCAUUCAUCGCUCACUCCAUUCAAGAGCAUAACAUUGCACUCAACGAUGAGGAGAAGCGAGUGCUCUCAUCAAAGAACACCUCAGCUAUAAUCCAAUGCAUCGGCAAAGAUAAGGAGCCCUUACUAUCAUUUCUAGAACCCAGACAUAAGGCACCCGCACUCACACCUAAUGAACUGCCGGUUCAAUUGCAGCAACAGUUGGAAUCACAACAACGGCUUUUGAUGGCCGCGGCUGCAGCUAUGAGACAGAACUCAUGUACACAAAGUUCCUUAACUACAGCUACCAGUGCCGGCACUUCAACACUCGUCACAACUCAGGCUGCGAUGAGAAAAGCAUCUCUCAGUACUGACUCAUUGGUUUCGUCGCUCACCAGUCCAGUCACUUCCGCGCCGGACAUUAAACCCUUUGAAUCUCAUUCCUCUGCUUUAAAUUUUAUUCUGCCAAAGAAUGGUGACGACCAUCACUACGAGUCGACAGAACCGAUGGACACAACUACGCCAACGCCUCGGGAAACAACAGAAGCGGACACAGCAUUUGCACCAGAAUUGGCUGAUUUGGCAAAUCUAGAAAAGAUAGCGAAAGCAGCGGCGGCUGCGGCACAACAACAACAGAUUGAACAGAUGUGUCAAUUAUCAGCCACUCAUCAACCAUUUCAUAGGUCACCGUCACCAUCGAAGACAACAUCACCCAAAAGCCCAAUGACAUCGACCACACCAUUGCAAUCACAAAUGCCAUAUCCAUCGGGAAGUCCGACGAAUGCGUCGCCAUUGCUGUGCAGUCAACAUCCCGACGGUGGUCACAUGACAGCAAUGCAUUCACGCAACUCAUGUAAGACAUUGAAGUGUCCGAAAUGCAAUUGGCAUUACAAAUAUCAGGAGACACUUGAAAUACAUAUGAAAGAAAAACAUCCAGAAAAUGAAAUGAAUUGCAUCUACUGUUUGGCGAACCAACCGCACCCACGACUGGCACGCGGAGAGACCUACACGUGUGGCUAUAAGCCCUACCGGUGCGAAGUGUGCAACUACUCAACCACAACUAAAGGCAACCUAAGUAUUCAUAUGCAAUCAGAUAAACACAUUAAUAAUGUACAAGAAAUACAAAACGGUAACAUUCCGGCCGAACAUCUGCUGCAAUCCCAAGCAUUGGCCGCUGCAGUGGCCGCUAACGCUACAGGUGUCCAACCAACUACUUCUUCAGUUCCUACAACAACUACAAGUGCGUCGUCCUGUGCGACAUCACCGGCACCGUCGGUACCGAAAGAGACACCUAAAGCGCAACAAGUGGUCAACAAUGGCAGCACACAGUCAACGCCGACAACAACCAAACAGAAGGCCACGUGGAGGUGUGAUGUCUGUAAUUAUGAGACAAAUGUGGCCCGAAAUCUACGAAUUCAUAUGACAAGUGAAAAACAUACACACAAUCUAAUGGUUUUGAAACAAAAUGUGUCGCAUAUGCAGCAACUGUCGGCUUUACAACAGGCGGGUAUGAUUACACCCGAACAGCUCUUCCAAUUCCAUCCGGGACUCUUUGCUGCGGCCGCUGGACUUACAGCCGGUCAGCCAACUGGUCCGGGAGAUAACCUGCAGCCCGAAGCAGCACUGGCUGACAUGGCAUACAACCACGCAUUGCUAAUGAUGGCCAGUCAACAACAACAACAUAGAGCUAUGGCAGCAGCUAUGAUGCAACAGCAGCAACAACAACAACAAUUACAGCCAACCCCCAGUCCCGGCAAUAAGUCUCCGGUGGCCCGAAUCAGUGGUACGGGAUCUCAGCCAACCUACGAUAUCGAGCAUCCGGACCCAUCCAUGGGAUUACAUAACGUUCCAUAUGACGACACGUGUCGAUUAUUUCAAUGUUGUGUUUGUGGCAUCUAUUCCAGCGAUUCAAUAGAAGGUCUGAGUCAACACAUCCAGUGUGACCGCACCCGACAGCGUGAGGACGAGGUUUUGAUGGCAGUCGGCGGCUCUUAUAUUUGCAAAUUGUGUUCCUAUAAAACUAAUUUAAAAGCAAACUUUCAAUUGCAUUGCAAGACAGACAAACAUUUGCAACGAUUACAACACGUGAAUCACAUUAAAGAAGGCGGCAAUCAGUCUGAAUGGAAGCUCAAGUAUGUGAAUGUCUCGAACCCGGUUCAGGUUCGGUGCAAUGUUUGUGAUUAUUACACCAAUUCUAUACAUAAACUGCAAUUACAUACCGCCAACACCCGACACGACGCCUGUUCCCGAGUGUUCCUACACUUACAGUUGGCCGAAACACUGGUCAAGUCGGGGGGAGUCAAGUACUACAUGUGUGUCCUUUGUAACCAUCCGGCGCGCACUAAGAUAUCACUCGUACAACACAUCAACUCAAUUAAACACAUCAGAAAUGAAAGCAUCCGACAACUCAAACAACAACAGACCGGAUCUAUUGGUAUGAAAGACUCAGAAGAAGAGAUCAGAGAAUUAUUUCAGGUCAAGGAAUUGGAUCCAAACGACAAAGUGGUCUUUGAAAGCGACAAUAACACAAACGAUGAUAUCUCUGGAUCUCUUCCAUUGGGAACAACUAUCGAAUCAAUGAACGAUUCAAUGCUGAAGAAUGCUCUUCUUGAACAACAACAGGCAGUUGUGGCACAAAUGAGCGCUAAAAUGAAUAAUGAAAUGUCUGAAGGGUUGCACUUCUGUCCGUUUUGUAAUUAUUCGCACACUUCUGAAGUAAGACUACAAAUGCAUAUCGUGUCCACACAUUCCAAACAACAACAAAGUCAGUCAACAACAGCAACAACAACACCGACCAGUGCUGCUGUCGGUGCCGUUGAACAGCAUAUGUUGUGUCCCUUAUGUCAGGAGGGCUUCCAUGAAAAGUGUAGACUAGAGUCACAUUUAAUUGAUGUCCAUAAUGUCAAACAAGAAGGACUCCCAAAACUGAUGCUUUUAGUCGAAGAGGUUGUUGUAAACAAACAACAGUCACAUCAAACUAUUCGACAAAACUGUUCGCCUCAAUGGUCUCCAAAUGACGAAACUUUUGAACAAAGAGAAAUUGAUGCCAAAAGUGAUUAUUCCGGUGAUAGCGGUUCCAAGAUCUGUGAGGACGAGCUCUUUGACACUAAUUCUUUAACAGAGAGUCUUCAAUGUCCCGGUUGUCCCAAAAUUUUCUUAACACUCGACGAAUUAUUUACUCAUAUUAACAGCGAGGGUCACCUCAAGAUGACCACUGAUGUAGUUCCCAAUGCAAGGACUGGCGCUACCAUUGGUAACUCAAAUAGUGGUUACCAGUGCUGGAAGCGAGGCUGUGGUCAGAUGUUUAAGACUAUUGCCGCAACACAACUGCACUUCAAAGAACAACAUACUUUCAAAGGAAAGAUUUCGGGCGCAGCUGUAUCUGACCGACACGUCUACCGCUACCGAUGUUCGCAAUGUAGUCUCGCAUUCAAGACUGUAGAAAAACUGCAACUUCACUCUCAAUACCAUUUAAUAAGAGCCGCCACUCAGUGUGUGUUUUGUGGCCGUAGUUUCCGAUCAAUGGAAGCGCUUCACAAACACAUCGGAACCACUCAUACAGAGAUGAAUGAAGAAGAAUUAGAGACUUAUAAGAAUAGUCUUAUAAAUAAUCCACUUUUGAUGACCGGUCGCAAUGGCGGCGGUAUUCUUGACCCGUCGACCACCGAAUUGCUUAAGAAAGAGUCCAAUAGAAUGGAUGACUCGAACACUGACGACGAAGCCAUGGAUUUAGUUAUAGCUAACGCUAUUAAUCCUAUUAGUGAAGACAUUGACGAAGAUAUGACUGAUUUGAGUGACAAUAAGGAAGGUUUAGCUGCUAGUAAUCAUCCGACGAACUCAUUGGAAGACUUUCUUAACUCUCAAGCGGUGGCAGAGGACAGCUAUAACGACCCGACCCGCAAAUAUAAGUGCCAUCGCUGUAGGGUUGCAUUUACGCGACAAAGUUAUCUCACUUCACAUAAUAAGACACUUUUGCACCGAAAGGGAGAAAAACUGAGUUAUCCGAUGGAGAAGUAUUUGGAUCCAAACCGGCCGUACAAAUGCGAUAUCUGUAAGGAAUCGUUUACUCAGAAGAAUAUACUAUUAGUUCACUAUAACUCUGUGUCUCACUUACACAAACUCAAACAAUUAGAUAAAGAAAAGAUGAAUAUUAGUGCCAACAACGCAAACAACGCCAACAACCAAAGCAACUCUCAAAACAUAAGUUCUGUAGUCAUGUCCACUGUGGCCACCGUUUCUAACCCGACGCCGAUCACCGAAACUGUGACCGCUUUGUCUAAUGCUAUCAACAGCAGUGAUAUGGAUAAGAAGCCCUACAAAUGCAAUAUAUGUAAAGUUGCCUACAAUUUAGGUACAACUCUUGAUAUACACGUGCGCUCUGUAUUACAUCAGACGAAAGCAUCAAAACUACAUGACUUGGCUCUGACCGGUCAGAUUGAUCUGAGUGUUCCCCUAAUUGAAAGACCAGACAAUACCAGUGAAACUGCGGUCACAAUGACUACACCGAGUACUCCUACUUCAGGCAUUCCUAGUGUUUCGGUGACGACAUCACCACCAAAGAUGAGCGCCGAUAUUGUUAAACGUACGCCGAGUACACCCUCUCCGAGCACUACACCUAAUAAAGGAGUUCAGGAAUCACUUAUGGCACUCAACGUAUCAGAUCCACAACAGGCAGCUCUACUACAACAGGCAUUAGCCAUGACUACCGGCAAUAAUGGCCACAACUUAUUGUUGGGUUCGUCACCAUUUCAAUGCCAAAGAUGUGGAUCAGCUUUCAUAUCACAAGAGGCACAGUUACAACACCAACAACUCUGUUGUCUAUUUAGUCCUCCAAAUAAUAGCACAUCUAAACAGUCGACUAUUAAUCAAUUGAGAAGUCAAUCGCCCAUUCAAUCCAAUGAACAACAAAACAUUGCUCAGACAUCUCAAUUGAAUACACAGUCUAACAGUUCCGGCAUUAAAGCACCAAAGUUUGCCAGUUAUGCUCCCGUCUGUAGAAGCAAACCACCGCUUUAUAAACAUUUACUCGAAACGUGGGGUUUUGAGAUAGUUAUGCAAUUCAAUGAAUGUCACCAAAAAAGAGUCAAAAAAGAUAACAACAAUAGUAACGAACCAAAGAAAGACACCGACACUAACACUAAUACUACUACACCGACAACAACUGGUACCCAAAACAAUGAGACAAAUGCUACCGAAGCCAACAGUGACUCCGUGGCCAACAAAACUGAGACCAACGAGUCUGAGGUAAAAAAGAGUGAUUUGAAAAAUAAUUUGCCGGAAAUUAAUCGAUCGAAAUGUGAUAAAUGCGGGAAAGAGUUUUCAUCGAUUUGGGUGCUUAAGGCGCACAGGGAGGAGAUUCAUAAAGAUGUGGUUCCCUUAGAUAUAGUCGAAACAUUUGCUGACGAUUAUCGUAAUGAAUACGAACGUAAGUGUGCUCUUGAAGAGGAAAAUGAGGCCUCAACUGAUCAGAUCAAUGCUAAUGAUAUGCAACAAAUAGCUUCGGGCGUUAAUACCAACCCAUCAAAUACACCGCCGCUUUCAAUGGCAAACAAUAUGGUUAACAGUGGCUCAACACCAGCUCAGGCAGAUAUGUCUGUGGCCAACCAAAUGGCAGCACAUCUACAGUUCAGUCAGUUAUUAAUGAGUAUGGGUUUGGCGGGAAUGGGAAUGCCUAUGAAUAUGGGUAUGAAUAUGAAUAUGAAUAUGCCUUUCGCUGCAAUGGGAUUACAUCCACCGUUAAUACCCGUAAUGAUGUCCCCACAUCUCGACCCUAUGAUUGCGGCCGCAUUCCAACAUCCGGGCGCCGCAGGAAUGGUUAACCCACCGAAUCAAUCGACACCUUCUGCCAGUCCGAUGCCAAACAAUGACCAAAACUUUUUUGCUAAUCAACAGAAGCUUAUGCAACAACAACAGCAACAACUGAAUGCCGCCGCACAGCAACAGAAGAGAGCCCGGACUCGAAUCAGUGACGAACAGCUCAAAGUCCUCCGACAAUACUUUGAUAUCAAUAACUCUCCGACUGAAGAACAACUGCUAGAAAUGUCUGAAAAGUCAGGUUUGCCUCUCAAAGUGAUUAAACAUUGGUUCAGAAAUACACUGUUUAAAGAGCGACAGCGCAAUAAAGACAGUCCCUAUAACUUCAAUAACCCUCCGUCGACUUUCUUCAAUCUCGAAGAAUAUGAAAAGACCGGCGAAACCAAAAUAAUUACUUUAAAUGAUCUCAAGAAAGAAGACGAAAACAUUGAAAAUAAAGACAAUACUAACCAAAGCGAGUCAGAGAUCGCAAUUGCAGUCAUGGCUGACAUGAAGUCUUCUUCAUCGACCAAAGACACUGAUUAUGGCGAGACAUCAGACGAUGAGAUUUGCGACAAUAAGAAGAAAGAAACGAAUUUAUUUAAAAGUGAAUCGGAAAGCAUUCAAGAAAAGUUUGAAAAUCAUAUUUUGCAACUUCAGAAACAACAACAACAACAACAACUUCAACAACAAAUACAAUUACAACAACAACAACAACAAGAGUUUGAAUUAACUAAAGCUAUGCUCAAUACCAACACAAAUAGUCCGCACACUUCUGAGUCAUCGAUGAGCUCUCAAUCUGCAGCCGAUAUGAGCACUGCUUCUCUAUUCUCAGGUUUGCCCGGAUUUGCCGCAUCUCUGGGACAACCACUGGGUUCGGGUCCGCUUCAGAUGGCACUCGAUGCCCAUAGAUCUCAAAUAUCUGCCUCAAACUCAAAUACUCCCAACACCUCAGGCAAUGGCAACUCAGGCAGUGGUGGCUCAUCCGGUAAGAGAGCUAACAGAACCCGAUUUACUGAUUAUCAGAUAAAAGUAUUGCAAGAAUUUUUUGAAUCCAAUGCUUAUCCAAAAGAUGAUGAUUUGGAGUAUUUAUCAAAACUAUUGAAUCUCAGUCCGAGAGUUAUUGUUGUUUGGUUUCAAAAUGCCAGACAAAAGGCGCGUAAAGUCUAUGAAAAUCAACCGCAAACUCCACAAGAAGAUGACGGCUCCGGACGUUUCCAACGGACUCCGGGUCUUAACUAUCAGUGCAAGAAAUGUAUGCAAGUCUUCCAAAGAUAUUAUGAACUAAUUAAGCAUCAGAAGAGCGCCUGUUUUAAGGAUGAGAAUCCAUUGGCUGCUCAGCUCAGGGCUGCCGCUGAAUCUCGAGCCCAAUCUACUUCUCCCGGUGUCAGUCGUGAGACCCCCUCUACUACCCCAACACCAGUAGAUAGUGGGCGCAUAACUGCCACACCAGACAAGUUGGCCCAUCAAUCGCCAUCAACACCGACACCACAACAGUCUCAACAGUCAUCACAACAACAACAACAACAAAGUGGUGUUUAUCGCUGUGAGAAAUGUAGUUUAGUAUUCAAUAGGUAUGAGUUAUGGAGAGAACACCAAUUGGUUCAUCUGAUGAAUCCAAAUCUGUUCCCAAGUUUUCCGCCGUCAUCUCCAUUCGGAAUCUUACAAUUCGAGGCACAACAGAGCCCACAGACUAACACAGCGACGUCUCCUAACUCAAGCAACCCUUUGAGUACAUAUAUAGCACAGCAAUCGCAACAACAGGCGGUUAAACGCAAACUACCGGAAGACGAGGAUUCGCACGAUUACGACUCACUCAGUGGUAUCGGCACUUCCAGUGAUCAGCCGCGAGACAAGAGACUCCGUACUACUAUAUUACCGGAACAAUUGGAUUAUCUCUACCAGAAGUAUCAAAUUGAAUCCAAUCCAAGCAGAAAAAUGUUAGAAAGCAUUGCCAAAGAAGUGGGUCUCAAAAAGCGUGUCGUUCAGGUCUGGUUUCAAAAUACCAGAGCUAGAGAAAGGAAGGGACAGUUUCGCGCUCAUCAACAGGUCAUACAUAAGAGAUGUCCCUUUUGUCGCGCUCUCUUCAAAGCCAGAUCUGCUCUUGAAUCACAUCUGGCCACUCGUCACGCCGACCAAUACACUAAAGGAGACAUCAAUAUUGACGCCUUACCUGAUGGCGAUCCUUCAGAUAUGACAGACUCUUCGCCAACAAAUACUAAUGAAGACAUUAUGAGAAACUCAGCCACCGGUGGACUAACUGCUGAGGCAUUGCAAUCAACAAUGAAAAAGUAUUACGAAGACUCGUUCAAAAAAUAUUUAGAAGAGCUUAACAUUCCCGGAACUGAUGGUCAGAGCACUAUUCCCGCUGAUCUCAGCCUUAAAAUGAAGGCCGCCUUUGAGGCAAGUGGUCUAACAACAGGUGAAAGCGCACCAUUAGAUCUCUCAAAACCAGUUGAUUUGUCACAACCGCUCAGAUUUUCGACGAACGAUGACGAAGGCUUUGAUGACACGCGAUCUGAUGGCGAAGAUUCAGAUUCUUCCGAUGAAAAUGAAUUUGAUUUUUAUUUUUCCUAUGAAUCAAACCCAACCUCUCCAGCUCCUGGAUCUACCACUUCAUCGUCUGCCUCAGCGAUGAACAGAAAUCCUAAUUCAAAUAUGACCUCUCAUUCAAAUUCAAACUCAAAUAAGAGAUAUCGCACUCAAAUGACAACAGUUAUGCUAAAAGUUAUGAAAUCAAUUUUUGCUGACUAUAAGACACCAUCAAUGGCUGAAUGCGAGUGCUUAGGGCGAGAGGUAGGUCUGCCUAAGCGUGUGGUUCAGGUAUGGUUUCAAAACGCCAGAGCAAAGGAAAAAAAGGCUAAACUGGCGUUUGCCAAGACUUUUGGACAAGAAUUUGAAACAAACACCAAACCUAUAGAAGAGUGCAAAAUAUGUGGCAUUAAAUACAACCUAAAGUUUUCAUCGACAGCAAUGCAGGACCACUUGUUCUCUAAGAAACACAUUGAAAAUCUUAAGCUUCACAUCGAUUCAGUGAAAAAACUAAUUGAAGGUCAGGACGAUAAUAGCUCUGACUUUCCCAUAGCAUCAGGCAUUGAGCUUCCAGUGAUACCAACGAGUAUUCAAAACAAUAUGAAUACUUCAAACAUAGCUUCAGACUCGAAUGAUAACCGAUCAAAAUCUGCGGCAAAUUUGAUGCAACAGUUGCAGCUCAUGGGUCUGUCCGGUGCAAUGCCUGCCGGACUCACUCUGUCCGAUAUGACAGUCAAUGGCGGCAAUAAUAAGAACUUUAACGAACAAAAAACACCUGAAAAGAGUGCGACACCUAAUCUUAACUGUAAAGACAGUAACUCGAGCUCCAGUAGUGGCAGUGGAGGAAUGGCCAACACGUCGGACUUGGCCAACGACAACUCGGGUCUACUUAACUACAUGUAUCCGGGACUACAAAACUAUUACACUGCUGCCGGAGCAUUCAUGCACCCAAACAUGUAUGGAACGGCUGCCAACAGCACAGAAAUGUGUAAAUCGAGUGGCAAUAUGAAUAACCAGACCGGUGUCCACACUUCGGCAUCAAAUGUCAUCACAACAAAUGGUGUCACAAUGGGAUCAUCUAAUGAACAACAGGUUAACAAUUUCCAAGACAUGUCAUCUAUGUAUAUGAAUGGCAACGAUGCAAAUAUCAUUAAUUAUUUAACAAAAAAUAUGAACAAUAAUGGCAUUCAAUUUACAAACUUUAGUGAUAACACUUAUUGAAAGCAAUAAUUAAGAUUUAAUGAGAAAACAAGUUUUGUCACAUUUGACUAUUUAAAGCAAAUUCAAUUGAUUGCUGCAAAUGAUUUGUUUAAUUGAUUGACUCAUUAAUGUAUUCAUUGUAUUUGUAUUUGUAAUGUUUUAUUGAGUAAAGUAAGGGCUGGGAUAUAUUGCAGGCAAUCGUUUGAUUAGAUAAAUGUUUGCAUCAAUUAUUUCUGACUAAUCACUCACAAACACUAAACUAUUAAUUGUUUGU